Molecule: messenger RNA, 693 nt
Organism: Morchella importuna
Lineage: Eukaryota; Fungi; Ascomycota; Pezizomycetes; Pezizales; Morchellaceae
Exons: 3
Coding region: 1-693 (230 amino acids)
Source: RefSeq, a predicted model, not a curated record
AUGGAUCCCGCGUCAAUUGUUGGCCUUGUGGCUAGCAUCCUUAGUAUCAUCCAUCUUGUCACUAAGCUUGUCGAGGUGAGUAAGACAUACAUUGAGAGGGCCAGAACCCCUCGAUAUCUUCGGACCAUCAAGGAUGCACUCGAAUCCUUCACCAAGGCACUCGAAGGCUUCAAAACAGCGCUUGAGAACUUGAAGGACUUUGCGGGUAGGAACCCGAAGUCCAAGGCGUUUUCGCUACUCCAUAACUCGCAUGGGCCAUUCCUGGGGUGUGGGAAGGCAUUGGAGAGGACCAUGAAUAGACUUAAGCCUGCCCAUGGGUUGAAGGCGAUCUUCAGGAAGCCGAAAUGGCCGAUUUCGCAGGAGGAAACCUUCCAGCUCACUAGGUGGAUAGAGAAGCAGACGAGAGUAUUCCAGGCUGCUGUGAAGCCGGAUAUGACGUUCUUGCAAAGGAUUGCGUAUGAAACAAACCUUGCGAUACGAAGCAUUCAACGGGGAGCGGAAAACAUAUCGAGGGGAAUCGAGACGGGGGCCCAUGCGACUGAACUUGCUAUUCAGCAGGCGGGAGACAUCUUGCACAUAUCGAGAGAUAAGAAGGGCAUUCAAGAGUUAUGUCAGGAGGUCGAUGGAGAAUCGAACCUUAGCCUUGUCCUUCGAUGGCUUUACCCAGAUAAAUUUGACGAAAAACAACAAUAA